Laetiporus sulphureus 93-53 is the source of this 835-nucleotide messenger RNA. RefSeq lists its product as uncharacterized. The transcript is spliced from 4 exons. Lineage: Eukaryota; Fungi; Basidiomycota; Agaricomycetes; Polyporales; Laetiporaceae. The record is from RefSeq and is a predicted model, not a curated record. Gene Ontology annotation, biological process: proton motive force-driven ATP synthesis. The coding region runs from base 24 to 404 and encodes 126 amino acids.
ACGUCACACUUUUGCUCUUGACCAUGUCGUCGACCGUCCUCAGGCAGGCGUCCUGCGCCGCUCGUGCAUUCUCGCGCUCAUGCGCAUUCUCGACCUCUGCGGUUGCACGGAAGGACGUCGUGCAGGAUCUCUAUCUCAAGGAGCUGAGGGCAUAUAAGACACCUCCGCUUCCGAAGGACGCACACGUCGGUGUGGUCAAGGCCUGGUCGGCACCCCCCGUGCCUCAACCCCCUACUCUCCCUGUCGACCUCUCGGCUGAAUUGUCGGCAUACGAUGCUGCGGAACCCGUAGCUGCUGGCGAGGUUAAGGUCACCGUCCUCGAGCCCGAGGAGACGGUGACUGGCGCGGAGACUUUCCUUUCGUUCCUCGAGGCGGAUGAACCCAAGAAGGAGGCGCAUCAUUAGGCCAAGGUGUAACACUUCCUACGUGAAAAUAGAGCGCUUUGACGUGCUGGACUCCCAUUAGCUCGUCCAUUGUCAGACUUAGAUACUCACUGCUGCCUUCCUUCGGUCUUGGCGGUCCCCGGUCACUUUCGAAUGUCGGCGCCACUUUCCGCUGGUUGAUGAUGGUCCUGUCACUGACAAAUGUCAAUCGUGGACUGGGAUUUCUACCUUCAACAGAUGAAGGUGAAGGAAGGACACCGUCCUGUGAAAGCACUCGCUGUCCCCUCUGACUCUUGCAGAAGGCCGUUCCAUCUCCUCUUAACUGUGCACUCUAGACUUGCAUGUGCCCGGCCAAUUGAAGCUUAAUUCCCUUGACAUUCACAUUGGAGAUUGUCAUGGAAGUCAGUAGAGCAAAUCAUGAGUACUACCCACGCAUCGUUCAAUAUGAUGGC